AUGGCUAUCGUCAGCACCACAACGGUUGCUCCAACCACCACAACGGUUGCUCCAACCACCACAACGGUUGCUCCAACCACCACAACCGUUGCUCCCACGACCACAACCGUUGCUCCAACCACCACAACCGUUGCUCCAACCACCACAACGGUUGCUCCAACCACCACAACGGUUGCUCCAACCACAACAACCGUUGCCCCAACCACAACAACCGUUGCUCCAACCACCACAACAACAGUUGCUCCAACCACCACCACAACCGUUGCUCCAACCACCACAACCGUUGCUCCAACCACCACCACAACGGUUGCUCCAACCACCACAACCGUUGCUCCAACCACCACCACAACCGUUGCUCCAACCACCACAACCGUUGCUCCCACCACCACAACCGUUGCCCCAACCACAACAACCGUUGCUCCAACCACCACAACGGUUGCUCCAACCACCACAACGGUUGCUCCAACCACCACAACCGUUGCUCCAACCACCACAACCGUUGCUCCCACCACCACAACCGUUGCUCCCACGACCACAACCGUUGCUCCAACCACCACAACCGUUGCCCCCACCACCACAACCGUUGCUCCAACCACCACAACCGUUGCUCCAACCACCACCACAACCGUUGCUCCAACCACCACAACCGUUGCUCCCACCACCACAACCGUUGCCCCAACCACAACAACCAUUGCUCCAACCACCACAACGGUUGCUCCAACCACCACAACGGUUGCUCCAACCACCACAACGGUUGCUCCAACCACCACAACCGUUGCUCCAACCACAACAACCGUUGCCACAACGGUUGCUCCAACCACCACAACCGUUGCUCCCACGACCACAACCGUUGCUCCAACCACCACAACCGCUGCUCCAACCACAACAACCGUUGCUACGACCACCACAACGGUUGCUCUAACCACCACCACGGUUGCUCUAACCACCACAACGGUUGCUCCAACCACCACAACGGUUGCUCCAACCACCACAACGGUUGCUCCAACCACCACAACGGUUGCUUCAACCACCACAAUGGUUCCCCCAAGCACCACAACCAUUGCUCCAACCACCACAACAGCUGCUCCAACCACAACAACGGUUGCUCCAACCACAACAACCGUUGCUCCAACCACAACAACCGUUGCUCCAACCACCACAACGGUUGCUCCAACCACCACAACGGUUGAUCCAACCACCACAACGAUUGCUCCAACCACCACAACCGUUGCUCCCACGACCACAACCGUUGCUCCAACCACCAAAACCGCUGCUCCAACCACAACAACCGUUGCUACGACCACCACAACGGUUGCUCCAACUACCACAACGGUUGCUCCAACCACCACAACGGUUGCUCCAACCACCACAACGGUUGCUCCAACCACCACAACGGUUGCUCCCACGACCACAACCGUUGCUCCAACCACCACAACCGUUGCUCCCACGACCACAACCAUUGCUCCAACCACCACAACAGCUGCUCCAACCACAACAACGGUUGCUCCAACCACAACGGUUGCUCCAACCACCACAACAGUUGCUCCAACCACCACAACCGUUGCUCCAACCACCACAACGGUUGCUCCAACCACCACAACGGUUGCUCCAACCACCACAACAGUUGCUCCAACCACCACAACCAUUGCUCCCACGACCACAACCGUUGCUCCAACCACCACAACCGUUGCUCCAACCACCACAACCGUUGCCCCCACCACCACAACCGUUGCCCCCACCACCACAACUGUUGCUCCAAUCACAACAACUGUCUCUCCAACCACAACAACCGUUGCUCCAACCACCACAACGGUUGCUCCAACCACCACAACGGUUGUUCCAACCACCACAACGGUUGCUCCCACGACCAUAACCGUUGCUCCAACCACCACAUCCGUUGCUCCAACCACCACCACAACCAUUGCUACAUCCACCACAACCGUUGCUCCAACCACAACAACCGUUGCUCCAACCACCACAACCGUUGCUCCAACCACAACAACCGUUGCUCCCACGACCACAACCGUUGCUCCCACGACCACAACCGUUGCUCCAACCACCACAACCGUUGUUCCAACCACCACAACGGUUGCUCCCACGACCACAACCGUUGCUCCAAUCACCACAUCCGUUGCUCCAACCACCACCACAACCAUUGCUACAUCCACCACAACGGUUGCUCCAACCACCACAACGGUUGCUCCAACCACCACAACGGUUCCUCCAACCACCACAACCGUUGCUCCCACGACCACAACCGUUGCUCCAACCACCACAACGGUUGCUCCAACCACCACAACGGUUGCUCCAACAACCACAACGGUUGCUCCAACCACCACAACGGUUGCUCCAACCACCACAACCGUUGCUCCCACGACCACAACCGUUGCUCCAACCACCACAACCGCUGCUCCAACCACAACAACGGUUGCUCCAACCACCACCACAACCGUUGCUCCAACCACCCCAACCAUUGCUCCCAACACCACGACCGUUGCCCCAACCACAACAACCGUUGCUCCAACCACCACAACGGUUGCUCCAACCACCACAACAGUUGCUCCAACCACCACAACGGUUGCUCCAACCACCACAACGGUUGCUCCAACCACAACAACCGUUGCUCCCACGACCACAUCCGUUGCUCCAACCACCACAACCAUUGCUCCAACCACAACAACCGUUGCUCCAACCACCACAUCCGUUGCUCCAACCACAACAACCGUUGCUCCAACCACCACAACCGUUGCUCCAACCACCACAACCGUUGCUCCAACCACCACAACCAUUGCUCCCACGACCACAACAUUUGCUCCCACGACCACAACCGUUGCUCCGACGACCACAACCGUUGCUCCGACGACCACAACCGUUGCUCCGACCACCACAACGGUUGCUCCGACCACCACAACGGUUGCUCCGACCACCACAACGGUUGCUCCAACCACCACAACCGUUGCUCCCACGACCACAACCGUUGCUCCAACCACCACAACCGUUGCUCCAACCACCACGACAACCGUUGCUCCGACCACCACAACGGUUGCUCCAACCACCAAAACGGUUGCUCCAACCACCACAACCGUUGCUCCUACGACCACAACCGUUGCUCCGACCACCACAACGGUUGCUCGGACCACCACAACGGUUGCUCCAACCACAACAACGGUUGCUCCAACCACCACAACCGUUGCUCCCACGACCACAACCGUUGCUCCAACCACCACCACAACCGUUGCUCCAACCACCACCACAACCGUUGCCCCCACCACCACAACCGUUGCUCCAACCACAACAACCGUUGCUCCAACCACAACAACCGUUGCUCCAACCACCACAACGGUUGCUCCAACCACCACAACGGUUGCUCCAACCACCACAACCGUUGCUCCCACGACCACAACCGUUGCUCCAACCACCACAACCGCUGCUCCAACCACAACAACCGUUGCUACGACCACCACAACGGUUGCUCCAACUACCACAACGGUUGCUCCAACCACCACAACGGUUGCUCCAACCACCACAACGGUUGCUCCAACCACCACAACGGUUGCUCCAACCACCACAACGGUUGCUUCAACCACCACAACGGUUCCCCCAAGCACCACAACCGUUGCUCCCACGACCACAACCGUUGCUCCAACCACCACAACCGUUGCUACCACGACCACAACCGUUGCUCCAACCACCACAACCGCUGCUCCAACCACAACAACGGUUGCUCCCACGACCACAACCGUUGCUCCAACCACCACAUCCGUUGCUCCAACCACCACCACAACCAUUGCUACAUCCACCACAACGGUUGCUCCAACCACAACAACCGUUGCUCCAACCACAACAACCGUUGCUCCAACCACAACAACCGUUGCUCCAACCACCACAACGGUUGCUCCAACCACCACAACGGUUGCUCCAACCACCACAACGGUUGCUCCAACCACCACAACCGUUGCUCCCACGACCACAACCGUUGCUCCAACCACCACAACCGCUGCUCCAACCACAACAACCGUUGCUACGACCACCACAACGGUUGCUCCAACCACCACAACGGUUGCUCAAACCACCACAACGGUUGCUCCAACCACCACAACGGUUGCUCCAACCACAACAACCGUUGCUCCAACCACAACAACCGUUGCUCCAACCACAACAACCGUUGCUCCAACCACCACAACCGCUGCUCCAACCACAACAACCGUUGCUACGACCACCACAACAGUUGCUCCGACCACAACAACGGUUGCUCCCACGACCACAACUGUUGCUCCAACCACCACAACUGUUUCUCCAACCACCACAACCGUUGCUCCAACCACCACAACCGUUGCUCCAACCACAACAACCAUUGCUACGACCACCACAACAGUUGCUCCAACCACCACAACCGUUGCUCCCACGACCACAACUGUUGCUCCAACCACCACAACCGUUUCUCCAACCACCACAACCGUUGCCUCAACCACCACAACCGUUGCUCCAACCACCACCACAAUGGUUGCUCCAACCACCACAACGGUUGUUCCAACCACCACAACGGUUGUUCCAACCACCACAACGGUUGUUCCAACCACCACAACGGUUGCUCCUACCACCACAAUGGUUGCUCCAACCACCACAACCAUUGCUCCAACCACCACAACGGUUGCUCCAACCACCACAACAGUUGCUCCCACGACCACAACCGUUGCUCCAACCACCACAACCGUUGCUCAAACCACCACAACCGUUGCUCCUAACACCACAAAUGUUGCUCCAACCACAACAACCAUCUCUCCAACCACCACAACGGUUGCUCCAACCACCACAACGGUUGCUCCAGCCACAACAACGGUUGCUCCAACCACCACAACGGUUGCUCCCACCACCACAACCGUUGCUCCAACCACCACAACCGUUGCUCCCAUGACCACAACCGUUGCUCCAACCACCACAACCGCUGCUCCAACCACAACAACCGUUGCUUUGACCACAACAACCGUUGCUCCAACCCCCACAACCGUUGCUCCAACCAGCACAACCGUUGCUCCAACCACCACAACCGUUGCUCCAACCACCACAACCGUUGCUCCAAACACCACAACAGUUGCUGCAACCACCACAACCGUUGGCCCAACCACCACAACCGUUGGCCCAACCACCACAACCGUUGGCCCAACCACCACAACCGUUGCUCCAACCACCACAACAGUUGCUCCAACCACCACAACAGUUGCUGCAACCACCACAACAGUUGCUGCAACCACCACAACCGUUGCUCCAACCCCCACAACCGUUGCUCCAACCAGCACAACCGUUGCUCCAACCACCACAACCGUUGCUCCAACCACCACAACCGUUGCUCCAACCACCACAACCGUUGCUCCAAACACCACAACAGUUGCUGCAACCACCACAACCGUUGGCCCAACCACCACAACCGUUGGCUCAACCACCACAACCGUUGCUCCAACCACCACAACAGUUGCUCCAACCACCACAACAGUUGCUGCAACCACCACAACAGUUGCUCCAACCACCACAACCAUUGCUCCAACCACCACAACCGUUGCUCCAACCACCACAACCGUUGCUCCAACCAGCACAACCGUUGUUCCAACCACCACAACCGUUGCUCCAACCACCACAACCGUUGCUCCAACCACAACAACCGUUGCUCCAACCACCACAACCGUUGCUCCAACCACAACAACGGUUGCUCCAACAACAACAACGGUAGCUCCUACCACCACAACGGUUGCUCCAACCACCAUAACGGUUGCUCCAACCACCACAGCGGUUGCUCCAACCACCACAACGGUUGCUCCAACCACCACAACCGUUGCUCCAACCACCACAUCCGUUGCUCCAACCACCACAACAGUUGCUGCAACCACCACAACCGUUGGCCCAACCACCACAACCGUUGGCCCAACCACCACAACCGUUGGCCCAACCACCACAACCAUUGCUCCAACCACCACAACAGUUGCUCCAACCACCACAACAGUUGCUCCAACAACCACAACAGUUGCUGCAACCACCACAACCGUUGCUCCAACCACCACAAACAUUGCUUCAACCACCACAACCGUUGCUCCAACCAGCACAACCGUUGUUCCAACCACCACAACCGUUGCUCCAACCACCACAUCCGUUGCUCCAACCACCACAUUGGUUGCUCCAACCACAACAUCGGUUGGUCCAACCACAACAACGGCAGCUCCAACCACCAAAACAGUUGCUCCAACCACCAAAACAGUUGCUUCAAUGACCACAACGGUUGCUCCCACAACAACAACUGUUGCUCCAACAACAAGCACAACCAGUACCCCAGCAACUACAACAGCUACUCUAACCACCACAACAGUUGCUCCAACCACCACAACUGUUGUUUCAACCACCACAUUGGUUCCUCCAACCACCACAACUGUUGCUCCAACCACCACAACGGUUGCUUCAACCACCACAACCAUUGCUCCAUCCACCACAACCGUGUCUGAAACCACCACAACUGUUUCUUCAACAACCACAACGGUUGUUCCAACAACUGCAACAGUUGCUGCAACCACCACAACUGUUGUUCCAACCACCACAACCGUUGCUCCAACCACCACAAUUGUUGCUCCAACCACCACAACAGUUGCUCCUACGACCACAACCGUUGCUCCAACCAGCACAACCGUUGUUCCAACCACCACAACCGUUGCUCCAACCACAACAAUGGUUGCUCCAACAACAACAACGGUAGCUCCUACCACCACAACGGUUGCUCCAACCACCACAACCGUUGCUCCAACCACCACAACAGUUGCUCCUAUAACCACAACGGUUGCUCCAACCACCACAACAGUUGCUCCAACUACCACAACCGUUGCUCCAACCACCACAACAGUUGCUGCAACCACCACAACCGUUGGCCCAACCACCACAACCGUUGGCCCAACCACCACAACCGUUGCUCCAACCACCACAACAGUUGCUCCAACCACCACAACAGUUGCUCCAACCCCCACAACAGUUGCUGCAACCACCACAACCGUUGCUCCAACCACCACAAACGUUGCUCCAACCACCACAACCGUUGCUCCAACCAGCACAACCGUUGUUCCAACCACCACAAUCGUUGCUUCAACCACCACAACCGUUGCUCCAACCACCACAUUGGUUGCUCCAACCACAACAUCGGUUGGUCCAACCACAACAACGACAGCUCCAACCACCAAAACAGUUGCUUCAAUGACCACAACGGUUGCUCCCACAACAACAACUGUUGCUCCAACAACAAGCACAACCAGUACCCCAGCAACUACAACAGCUACUCUAACCACCACAACAGUUGCUCCAACCACCACAACUGUUGUUUCAACCACCACAUUGGUUCCUCCAACCACCACAACUGUUGCUCCAACCACCACAACGGUUGCUCCAACCACCUCAACCAUUGCUCCAUUUACCACAACCGUGUCUGAAACCACCUCAACUGUUUCUUCAACAACCACAACGGUUGUUCCAACAACUGCAACAGUUGCUGCAACCACCACAACUGUUGUUCCAACCACAACAACCGUUGCUCCAAUCACCACAAUUGUUGCUCCAACCACCACAACCGGUGCUACAGCCACUACAACCAUUGCUCCAUCCACCACAACCGUUACUCACUUCACCACAACCGUUUCUCCAACCACAACAAUGGUUGUUCCAACAACUGCAACAGUUUCUCCAACCACCACAACCGUUGCUCCACCCACUAAAACUGUUGCCCCAAAAACAAGCACAAACAGUACCCCAGCAACUACUACAGCUACUCUAACCACAACAACAGUUGUUUCAACCACCCCAACGGUGGCUCCAACUACCACAACCAUUGCUCCAACCACCACAACUGUUAUUUCAACUGCCACAACAGUUUCUCCAACUACAACAGCGAUUUCUCCAUCCACCACAACGGUUGCUUCAAACACCACAACGGUUGCUCCAUCCACCACAACCGUUGCUCCAUCCACCACAACGGUUGCUCCAUCCACCACAACCGUUGCUCCAUCAACCACAACCAUUACUCAAACCACCACAACCGUUUCUCCGACCACCACAACGGUUGCUCCAACCAUGACACAGGUUGCUCCAAAAACCAAUACCUCAGCAACUACAACAGCUACUCUAACCACCUCAACAGUUGUUCCAACCACCCCAACGGUUGCUCCAACCACCACAACCAUUGCUCCAGCGACCACAACCAUUGCUCCAACCACCAAAACUGUUAUUUCAACCACCACAAUGAUUUCUCCAACCACAACGAUUGCUCCAACCACCACAACCGUUGCUCCUACCACCACAACGGUUGCUCCAACCACAACAACGAUUGCUCCAACCACCACAACUGUUGCUCCAACCACCACAACGGUUGCUCCAACCACCACAAUCGUUGUUCCAACCACAACAACUAUUGCUCCAACCACCACAACUUUUGCUCCAACCACCACAACAUUUGCUCCAACCACAAGAACUGUUGCUCCAACAACAAGCACCUCCAGUACCACACCAACUACAACAGUUACUCUAACCACUACAACAGUUGCUCCAACCACCACAACCGUUUUUCCAACCACCACAAUGGUUGCUCCAACCACCACAAUGCUUGCUCCAACCACCACAACUGUUGUUCCAACCACCACAACAGUUGCUUCAACCACAACAACUGUUGCCACAACAACAAGCACAACCAGUACCCCAGCAACUACAAAAGCUACUCUAACCAGCACAACCGUUGCACCAACCACCACAACUGUUGUUCCAACCACCACGACCGUUGCUCCAACCACCACAACCAUUACUUCAACCACUACAAAUCCCACACACACCUCAGCAACCACUUCAGCAACAACUACAAUAACUCCAAAUACCCCAAGAACAUUAACAACACCACAUCAAACAUCCACUAAUUAUGUUUCAACUACCACAAGUAUUACACAGACCACAACACCAAUUCCAAUUACAACAACUAAUGCUCAAACUAGCAGAACUUUGACAAUUACCACAACACCACUUCCAACAACUAAAGCUGAUUCUCAAAUAAUCAUAACUACUGCGUCACCAACAAUAGUUGAAACAACCAAAACCAGUGCAACACCCACUUUUACAAAACCUUUAUCAACAACCACAAAUGUUGCUCCAACCACAACUAUAGCACCAACUACAUUUUCAACAACCACUGUUAUUGCUCCAACAAUUGCAACUACAACAACAACUUACAAAACCAUGACUCUGACAACUGCAACUAUCUCUCCAACAACCACAACCUUUGGUCAAACAACAACAACUAUCACUCCAAUACCUACAGUUACAGCACCAACCACAACAACACUUCUAACAAGCACAACAUUUGCUCCAACAAGCACAACAGCAUCAUCAACAACUACAACCCGUACAACAACAACUGUUCCAGUAAGAACAACUUCAGCAAUUACCAAAACUGAUGGUAGAGUUUCUACGUCUUCUUCAACAACAACAACAAAUCCUGAAAAAACUACAACAGCUUUUUCAAGAAGUACAACUAUAGUAUCACGUCAAACAACCACAACUAUUGCUCCAACAAGUACAACUGCCUCUGCAACAGACACACUCUCUGCAAAAACUACAUUUACAACAGCAACUACAACAACAACACUUCCGACAAACACAACUGUUCCUUUAACAAGCACAACACUAAUUCCAAAAAUUACAACUUCUGAUAUGGCAAGCACAACUGUCUUGGCAACAAGCACAACCUUUGGUCAAACUUCAACAAUCAUUACUUCAUCAACUACAGCUACAGCACCAACCACAACAAACACAACUGUUGCUCCAACAAGCACAACAACAAUUUCAAAAACCACACCUGCUGCUUUAACCAGCACAACUCUCUCUGCAACAGGUACAACCUUUGGACAAACAUCAACAACUCUUGCUUCAUCAACUACAACUACAUCACCAGCCACAACAAACACAACUGUUGGUCCAGCCAGCACACCUGUCUCUGCAACAGGUACAACCUUUGAUCAAACAUCAACAAUUCUUGCUUCUUCAACUACAACUGCAGCUCCAAACCCAACACCACUUCCAACAAACACAACUGUUGCUUCAACCAGCGCAAUUGUCUCUGCAACGGGCACAACCUUUGGGCAAACAUCAGCAACUCUUGCUUUAAAAACUACAGCUACAGCACCAACCACAACAAACACAACUGUUGCUCCUGCCAGCACAACUGUCUCUGCAACAGGCACAACCUUUGGGCAAACAUCAGCAACUCUUGCUUCAUCAGCUACAGCAAUAGCACCAACCACAACAGUUGCUUCAACCAGCACAACUGUCUCUGCAACGGGCACAACCUUUGGGGAAACAUCAGCAACUCUUGCUUCAUCAACUACAGCUACAGCACCAACCACAACAAACACAACUGUUGUUCCAGCCAGCACAACUGUCUCUGCAACAGGCUCAAGCUUUGGGCAAACAUCAGCAACUCUUGCUUCAUCAACUACAGCAAUAGCACCAACCACAACAAACACAACUGUUGCUCCAGUCAGCACAAUUGUUUCUGCAACAGGCACAACCUUUGGGCAAACAUCAGCAACUCUUGCUUCAUCAACUAUAUCUACAGCACCAACCACAACAAACACAACUGUUUCUCUAGCCAGCACAUCUGUUUCUGAAACAGGCACAACCUUUGGGCAAACAUCAACAACUAUUUCUUCAUCAACUAUAGCUACAGCAUCAACCACAACAAACACAACUGUUGCUCCAGCCAGCACAACUGUCUCUGCAACGGGCACAACCUUUGGGCAAACAUCAACAACUAUUGCUUCAUCAACUAUAGCUACAGCACCAAUCACAAUAAACACAACUGUUGCUCCAGCCAGCACAACUGUCUCUGCAACGGGCACAACCUUUGGGCAAACAUCAGCAACUCUUGCUUCAAUAACUACAGCUACAGCACCAACCACAACAAACACAACUGUUGCUCCAGCCAGCACAUCUGUUUCUGCAACGGGCACAACCUUUGGCCAAACAUCAGAAUCUCUUGCUUCAUCAACUACAGCAAUAACACCAACCACAACAAACACAACUGUUGCUCCAGUCAGCACAACACUCUCUGUGACAGGCACAACGUUUGAGCAAACAUCAACAACACUUGCUUCAUCAACUACAUCUACAGCACCAACCACAUCAAACACAACUGUUGCUCCAGCCAGCACAACUGUCUCUGCAACGGGCACAACCUUUGGGCAAACAUCAGCAACUCUUGCUUCAAUAACUACAGCUAUAACACCAACCACAACAAACACAACUGUUGCUCCAGCCAGCACAUCUGUUUCUGCAACAGGCACAACCUUUGGCCAAACAUCAGAAUCUCUUGCUUCAUCAACUACAGCAAUAACACCAACCACAACAAACACAACUGUUGCUCCAGUCAGCACAACACUCUCUGUGACAGGCACAACGUUUGAGCAAACAUCAACAACACUUGCUUCAUCAACUACAUCUACAGCACCAACCACAUCAAACACAACUGUUGCUCCAGCCAGCACAACUGUCUCUGCAACGGGCACAACCUCUGGGCAAACAUCAGAAACUCUUGCUUCAUCAACUACAGCAAUAACACCAACCACAACAAACACAACUGUUGCUCCAGUCAGCACAACACUCUCUGUGACAGGCACAACGUUUGAGCAAACAUCAACAACACUUGCUUCAUCAAUUACAGCUACAGCACCAACCAUAACAAACACAACUGUUGUUCCAGCCAGCACAACUGUCUCUGCAACAGGCUCAUACUUUGGGCAAACAUCAGCAACUCUUGCUUCAUCAACUACAGCAAUAGCACCAACCACAACACACACAACUGUUGCUCCAGUCAGCACAAUGCUCUCUGCAACAGGCACAACCUUCGGGCAAACAUCAACAACUCAUGCUUCAUCAACUACAGCGAUAACACAAACCACAAUAAACACAACUGUUGCUCUAGCCAACACAACUGUUUCUGCAACAGGCACAACCUUUGGGCAAACAUCAACAACUAUUGCUUCAUCAACUAUAGCUACAGCACCAACCACAACAAACACAACUGUUGCUCCAGCCAGCACAACUGUCUCUGCAACGGGCACAACCUUUGGCCAAACAUCAGAAUCUCUUGCUUCAUCAACUACAGCAAUGGCACCAGCCACAACAAACACAACUGUUGCUCCAGUCAGUACAAUGCUCUCUGCAACAGGCACAACCUUUGAGCAAACAUCAACAACUCUUGCUUCACCAACUAUAGCUACAGCACCAACCACAACAAACACAACUGUUGCUCCAGCCAGCACAACUGUCUCUGCAACGGGCACAACCUUUGGGCCAACAUCAGCUACUCUUGCUUCAUCAACUAAAGCAAUAACACCAAACACAAAUGUUGCUCCAGCCAGCACAGCUGUCUCUGCAACAGGUCCAACUUUUAGUCAAACAUCAACAAUUCUUGCUGCCUCAGGUUCAACUGUAGUUUCAAGCACAACAAACACAACUGUUGCUCCAGCCAGCACAACUGUCUCUGCAGCAGGCACAACCUUUAGGCAAACAUCAACAACUCUUGCUUCAUCAACUACAGCUACAGCACAAACCACAACAAACACAACUGUUGCUCCUGUCAGCCCAACACUCUCUGCAACAGGCACAACCUAUGGGCAAACAUCAACAACUCUUGCUUCAUCAACUACAGCUACAGCACGAACCACAACAAACACACCUGUUGCUCCUGUCAGCCCAACACUCUCUGCAACAGGUUCAACCUUUGGGCAAACAUCAGAAUCUCUUGCUUCAUCAACUAUAGCUACAGCACCAACCACAACAAACACAACUGUUUCUUCAGCCAGCACAUCUGUUUAUGAAACAGGCACAACCUUUGGGCAAACAUCAACAACUAUUGCUUCAUCAACUACAGCUACAUCACUUAGCACAACAAACACAACUGUUGCUCCAGCCAGCACAACUGUCUCUGCAACAGGCUCAACCUUUGGGCAAACAUCAGAAUCUCUUGCUUCAUCAACUACAGCAAUAGCACCAACCACAACAAACACAACUGUUGCUCCAGUCAGUACAAUGCUCUCUGCAACAGGCACAACCUUUGAGCAAACAUCAACAACUCUUGCUUCAUCAACUACAUCUACAGCACCAACCACAUCAAACACAACUGUUGCUCCAGUCAGGACAACUGUCUCUGCAACAGGCACAACCUUUGGGCAAACAUCAACAACUCAUGCUUCCUCAACUACAGCUACAGCACCAACCACAACAACUGUUGGUUCAGCCAGGACAACUGUCUCUGCAACAGGCCCAACCUUUAGUCAAACAUCAACAGUUCUUGCUGCUUCAGGGUCAACUGCAGUUCCAAGCACAACAAACACAACUAUUGCUCCAGCCAGCACAACUGUCUCUGCAACAGGCACAACCUUUGGGCAUACAUCAGCAACCCUUGCUUCAUCAACUACAGAAAUAGCACCAACCACAACAAACACAACUGUUGUUCCAUCCAGCACAACUGUAUCUGCAACAGGCACAACCUUUGGGCAAACAUCAACAAUUCUCACAUCAUCAUCUACAGCUACAGCACCAACCACAACAAACACAAUUCUUGCACCAACAAGCACAACAACAAUUCCAAAAACCACAGCUGCUGCUUCAACAAGCACAACUGUCUCUGCAACAGGCCCAACCUUUAGUCAAACAUCAACAAUUAUUGCUGCUUCAAGUACAACUGCAACUCCAACAAACAUAACUGUUGAUUCAACCAGCACAUCUGUCUCUGCAACAGGCACAACCUUUGGUAAAACAUCAACAAUUCUCACUUCAUCAACUACAGCUUCAGCACCAACCACAACAAACACUAUUGUUGCACCAACAAGCACAACAACAAUUCCAAAAAACACAGCUGCUGCUUCCACAAGCACUUUUUCUGCAGCAGGCCCAACCUUUAGUCAAACAUCAACAAUUCUUGCUGCUUCAAGUACAACUGCAGCUCCAAGCUCAACAAACACAACUGUUGCUCCAGCCAGCACAACUUUCUCUGCAACAGGCACAACCUUUGGUCAAACAUCAACAACUCUCGCUUCAUCAAUUACAGCUACAGCACCAUCAACAACAAACACAACUGUUGCUCCAACAAGCACAACAAUAAUUCCAAAAACCACAGCUGCUGUUACAACAACUACAUCUGUCUCUGCAACAGGCCCAACCUUUGGUCAAACAUCAACAAUGCUUGCUGCUUCAAGUACAGCUGCAGCUCCAAACACAUCUGUUGCUCCAACCAGCACAACAACAAAUCCAAAAAACACAUCUGAUUCAACAAGCACAACUCUUACUGCAACAGGCCAAACCUAUGGUCAAACAUCAACAACUCUCAAUUUAACAGCUACAGCUACAGAACCAAGCAAAACAACACUUUCAACAAACACAAAUGUUGUUCCAUCCAGCACAACUGUCUCUGCAACAGGUGCAACCUUUGGUCCAACAUCAACAACUCUUGCUUCAUCAGUUAUAGCCACAGCACCAACCACAACAAGCACAAUUGUUGCACCAACAAGCACAACAACAAUUCCAAAAACCCCACCUGCUGCUUCAACAAGCACAACUGUCUCUACAACAGGCCCAACCUUUGAUCAAACAUCAACAAUGCUUGCUGCUUCAAGUACAGCUGCAGCUCCAAGCACAACAAACACAACUGUUGUUCCAGCCAACACAACUGUCUCAGCAACAGGUGCUACCUUUGGUCAAAUAUCAACAACUCUUGUUUCAUCAAUUACAGCGCCAACCACAACAAACACAAUUGUUGCUCCAACAAGCACAACAACAAUUCAAAAAACCAUAGCUGCUGAUUCAACCAACACAACUAUCUCUUCAACAAGCACAACCUUUGCUCAAACAUCAACAAUUGUCAUUUUACCAACUUCAACUACAACACAAACCACAAUAACACUUCCACCUGAACAAAGUGUUGCUUCCACAACUACAACUACAGUGUUCACAUCCAGAACACCUGUUACACCUGGUUCAGCAGAAGUGACAAGCAAACUGCUGUUCAACUCGUCAUCUCCAGUCCCCAGUGAAGCUCUCGUGCUUAGUGCUAUCAACAUUCUCCUGGAAUCCAGAGUUUCACAACUGAAAGAAGCAGUCAAACUGAUGAAUGUCAGCUAUGAAAAAAUCUCGGACACCUCCUAUGCAGUCUUCUUUACAUUUACCUUGAGUAACAUCAGUAUGCCAGAAGACCCAGAGCUUAUAAACAACACUUACAAGCAAGUGCAGGACAUGAUCAAUGAUGCACUAAACACUCUUCUGAAUGAUCCAAGCAGUGUGAAGUUUGAACCCAACUCCUCCAACUUCACGAGCACAUUAGACCAAAUCCAUGGCAAUAUGAAUUACACAUUUCAAGAUGGAGAUGAGAUACAACCUUUCAGUUUCCUAAAUGAGCUUCGUAAACUCAUGGGUCUAAGCACUACAAUGUCUCCGCUGACAACAAGUAGCUUCCCUGUGACGUCUUUCCAGCAAAUAUCUGGAUCCGCAGAGGUUACAAGCAAACUGGUGUUCAACUCCUCAUCUCCAGUCCCCAGUGAAGCUUUGGUGCUCAGUGCUAUCAACAUUCUCCUGGAAUCCAGACUUUCACAACUGAAAGAAACAGUCAAGCUGGUGAAUGUCAGCUAUGAAAAAAUCUCGGACACCUCCUAUGCAGUAUUCUUUACAUUUACCUUGAGUAACAUCAGCAUGCCAGAAGACCCAGAGCUUACAAACAACACUUACCAGCAAGUGCAGGAGAUGAUCAACAAUGCGCUGAACACUCUUCUGAAUGAUCCAAGCAGUGUGAAGUUUGAACCCAACUCCUCCAACUUCACGAGCACAUCAGAUCAAAUCUUUGGCAAUAUGGAUUACACUUUCCAAGAUGGAGAUGAGAUGCAACCUGUCAGCUUCCUCAAUGAGCUUCGUAAACUCAUGGGUCUGACCACUACAACAACAUCUCCGCUGUCAACAAUUGUGCCCAUUUUCAGAUCUGGAUCCGCAGAGGUUACAAGCAAACUGCUGUUCAACUCCUCAUCUCCAGUCCCCAGUGAAGCUUUGGUGCUCAGUGCUAUCAACAUUCUCCUGGAAUCCAGACUUUCACAACUGAAAGAAACAGUCAAGCUGGUGAAUGUCAGCUAUGAAAAAAUCUCGGACACCUCCUAUGCAGUAUUCUUUACAUUUACCUUGAGUAACAUUAGCAUGCCAGAAGACCCAGAGCUUACAAACAACACUUACCAGCAAGUGCAGGAGAUGAUCAACAAUGCGCUGAACACUCUUCUGAAUGAUCCAAGCAGUGUGAAGUUUGAACCCAACUCCUCCAACUUCACGAGCACAUCAGAUCAAAUCUUUGGCAAUAUGGAUUACACAUUCCAAGAUGGAGGUGUGAUGCAACCUGUCAGCUUCCUUAAUGAGCUUCGUCUGACCACCACAACAACAUCUCCACUGUCAACAAGUAGCUUCCCUGUGACGUCUUUCCAGCAAAUAUCUGGAUCAGCAGAGGUUACAAGCAAACUGGUGUUCAACUCCUCAUCUCCAGUCCCCAGUGAAGCUUUGGUGCUCAGUGCUAUCAACAUUCUCCUAGAAUCCAGAGUUUCACAACUGAAAGAAACAGUCAAGCUGGGGAAUGUCAGCUAUGAAAAAAUCUCGGACACCUCCUAUGCAGUCUUCUUUACAUUUACCUUGAGUAACAUCAGUAUGCCAGAAGACCCAGAGCUUAUAAACAACACUUACAAGCAAGUGCAGGACAUGAUCAAUGAUGCACUAAACACUCUUCUGAAUGAUCCAAGCAGUGUGAAGUUUGAACCCAACUCCUCCAACUUCACGAGCACAUUAAACCAAAUCCAUGGCAAUAUGAAUUACACAUUUCAAGAUGGAGAUGAGAUACAACCUUUCAGUUUCCUAAAUGAGCUUCGUAAACUCAUGGGUCUAAGCACUACAAUGUCUCCACUGACAACAAGUAGCUUCCCUGUGACGUCUUUCCAGCAAAUAUCUGGAUCCGCAGAGGUUACAAGCAAACUGGUGUUCAACUCCUCAUCUCCAGUCCCCAGUGAAGCUUUGGUGCUCAGUGCUAUCAACAUUCUCCUGGAAUCCAGACUUUCACAACUGAAAGAAACAGUCAAGCUGGGGAAUGUCAGCUAUGAAAAAAUCUCGGACACCUCCUACACAGUAUUCUUUACAUUUACCUUGAGUAACAUUAGCAUGCCAGAAGACCCAGAGCUUACAAACAACACUUACAAGCAAGUGCAGGACAUGAUCAACGAUGCGUUGAACACUCUUCUAAAUGAUCAAAGUAGUGUGAAGUUUAAACCCAACUCCUCCAACUUCACGAGCACAUCAGAUCAAAUCUUUGGCAAUAUGGAUUACACUUUCCAAGAUGGAGAUGAGAUGCAACCUGUCAGCUUCCUCAAUGAGCUUCGUAAACUCAUGGGUCUGACCACUACAACAACAUCUCCGCUGUCAACAAGUAGCUUCCCUGUGACGUCUUUCCAGCAAAUAUCUGGAUCAGCAGACGUUACAAGCAAACUGGUGUUCAACUCCUCAUCUCCAGUCCCCAGUGAAGCUUUGGUGCUCAGUGCUAUCAACAUUCUCCUGGAAUCAAGAGUUUUACAACUGAGAGAAACAGUCAAGCUGGUGAAUGUCAGCUAUGAAAAAAUCUCGGACACCUCCUAUGCAGCUGUCUUUACAUUUACCUUGAGUAACAUCAGCAUGCCAGAAGAGCCAGAGCUUAGAAACAACACUUACAAGCAAGUGCAGGACAUGAUCAAUGAUGCGCUGAACACUCUUCUGAAUGAUCCAAGCAGUGUGAAGUUUGAACCCAACUCCUCCAACUUCACGAGCACAUCAGACCAAAUCCAUGGCAAUAUGGAUUACACUUUCCAUGAUGGAGAUGAGAUACAACCUGUUAGCUUCCUCAAUGAGCUUCGUAAACUCAUGGGUCUGACCACCACAACAACAUCUCCACUGUCAACAAGUAGCUUCCCUGUGACGUCUUUCCAGCAAAUAUCUGGAUCAGCAGAGGUUACAAGCAAACUGGUGUUCAACUCCUCAUCUCCAGUCCCCAGUGAAGCUUUGGUGCUCAGUGCUAUCAACAUUCUCCUAGAAUCCAGAGUUUCACAACUGAAAGAAACAGUCAAGCUGAUGAAUGUUAGCUAUGAAAAAAUCUCGGACACCUCCUAUGCAGUCUUCUUCACAUUUACCUUGAGUAACAUCAGCGUGCCAGAAGAGCCAGAGCUUAGAAACAACACUUACCAGCAAGUGCAGGACAUCAUCAACAAUGCACUGAACACUCUUCUCAAUGAUCCAAGCAGUGUGAAGUUUGAACCCAGCUCCUCCAACUUCACGAGCACAUCAGACCAAAUCGAUGGCAAUAUGGAUUACACUUUCCAAGAUGGAGAUGAGAUACAACCUGUCAGCUUCCUCAAUGAGCUUCGUAAACUCAUGGGUCUGACCACUACAACAACAUCUCCGCUGUCAACAAGUAGCUUCCCUGUGACGUCUUUCCAGCAAAUAUCUGGAUCAGCAGAGGUUACAAGCAAACUGGUGUUCAACUCCUCAUCUCCAGUCCCCAGUGAAGCUUUGGUGCUCAGUGCUAUCAACAUUCUCCUAGAAUCCAGAGUUUCACAACUGAAAGAAACAGUCAAGCUGGGGAAUGUCAGCUAUGAAAAAAUCUCAGACACCUCCUAUGCAGUUGUCUUCACAUUUACUUUGAGUAACAUCAGCGUGCCAGAAGACCCAGAGCUUAAAAACAACACUUACCAGCAAGUGCAAGACAUGAUCAACAACGCGCUGAACACUCUUCUCAAUGAUCCAAGCAGUGUGAAGUUUGAACCCAGCUCCUACAACUUCACGAGCACAUCAGACCAAAUCGAUGGCAAUAUGGAUUACACUUUCCAAGAUGGAGAUGAGAUACAACCUGUCAGCUUCCUCGAUGAGCUUCGUAAACUCAUGGGUCUGACCACAACUUCUCCGCUGCCAACAAGUAGCUUUCCUGUGACGUCUUUCAAGCAAAUAUCUGGAUCAGCAGACGUUACAAGCAAACUGGUGUUCAACUCGUCAUCUCCAGUACCCAGUGAAGCUUUAGUGCUCAGUGCUAUCAACAUUCUCCUGGAAUCCAGAGUUUCACAACUGAAAGAAGCAGUCAAACUGAUGAAUGUCAGCUAUGAAAAAAUCUCGGACACCUCCUAUGCAGUCUUCUUUACAUUUACCUUGAGUAACAUCAGUAUGCCAGAAGACCCAGAGCUUAUAAACAACACUUACAAGCAAGUGCAGGACAUGAUCAAUGAUGCACUAAACACUCUUCUGAAUGAUCCAAGCAGUGUGAAGUUUGAACCCAACUCCUCCAACUUCACGAGCACAUCAGAUAAAAUUUUUGGCAAUAUGGAUUACACAUUCCAAGAUGGAGGUGAGAUGCAACCUGUCAGCUUCCUCAAUGAGCUUCGUAAACUCAUGGGUCUGACCACUACAACAACAUCUCCGCUGUCAACAAGUAGCUUCCCUGUGACGUCUUUCCAGCAAAUAGCUGGUUCAGCAGAGGUUACAAGCAAACUGGUGUUCAACUCCUCAUCUCCAGUCCCCAGUGAAGCUUUGGUGCUCAGUGCUAUCAACAUUCUCCUGGAAUCUAGAGUUUCACAACUGAAAGAAACAGCCAAGCUGGGAAAUGUCAGUUACGAAAAAAUCUCUGACGCCUCCUAUGCAGUCUUCUUUACAUUUACUUUGAGUAACAUCAGCAUGCCAGAAGAGCCAGAGCUUAGAAACAACACUUACAAGCAAGUGCAGGACAUGAUCAACGAUGCGCUGAACACUCUUCUGAAUGAUCCAAGCAGUGUGAAACUUGAUCCCAGCUCCUCCAACUUCACGAGCACAUCAGACCAAAUCCAUGGCAAUAUGGAUUACACUUUCCAUGAUGGAGAUGAGAUACAGCCUGUUAGCUUCCUCAAUGAGCUUCGUAAACUCAUGGGUCUGUCCACUACAACAAUUUCUCCCCUGCCAACAAGUAACUUCCCUGUGACGUCUUUCCAACAAAUAUCUGGAUCAGCAGACGUUACAAGCAAACUGGUGUUCAACUCGUCAUCUCCAGUACCCAGUGAAGCUUUAGUGCUCAGUGCUAUCAACAUUCUCCUGGAAUCCAGAGUUUCACAACUGAAAGAAACAGUCAAGCUGGUGAAUGUCAGCUAUGAAAAAAUCUCGGACACCUCCUAUGCAGUCUUCUUUACAUUUACCUUGAGUAACAUCAGCAUGCCAGAAGACCCAGAACUUAGAUACACCACUUACCAGCAAGUGCAGGACAUGAUCAACGAUGCACUGAACACUCUUCUGAAUGAUCCAAACAGUGUUAAACUUUAUCCCAGCUCCUCCAACUACACGAGCACAUCAGACCAAAUCCACGGCAAUUUGGAAUACACCUUCCAAGAUGGAGAUGAGAUACAACCUGUCAGCUUCUUAAAUGAGCUUCGUAAAUUGAUGGGACUCACCACUACAACAUCUCCGCUGUCAACAAGUAGUUUUCCUGUGACGUCGUUCCAGCAAAUAUCUGGUUCAGCAGAGCUUACAAGCAAAUUGGUGUUCAACUCCUCAUCUCAGUCCCCAGUGAAGCUUUGGUGCUCAGUGCUAUCAACAUUCUCCUAGAAUCUAGAGUUUCACAACUGAAAGAAACAGUCAAGCUGAUGAAUGUUAGCUAUGAAAAAAUCUCGGACACCUCCUAUGCAGUCUUCUUUACAUUUACUUUGAGUAACAUCAGCAUGCCAGAAGACCCAGAGCUAAGAAACAACUCUUACAAGCAAGUGCAGGACAUGAUCAAUGAUGCG
Molecule: messenger RNA, 20846 nt
Organism: Misgurnus anguillicaudatus (oriental weatherfish)
Lineage: Eukaryota; Metazoa; Chordata; Actinopteri; Cypriniformes; Cobitidae
Source: RefSeq, a predicted model, not a curated record